GCCUUUCCUCGUUGCUCUCUCAACUCUCGGUCUCUCUCUCUCUCUCCUCUGCGUGUGUUUGCACAUGUUUAUCUGCGGAUUUCGCUCACCGCGCAAACACACACACGCGACCAGCAUGACUCUGAAGCAGCUGUAAAGGCUGGACCUCACGGAGGCGACAUUUAAUCCUCUCAUACAGACAUGAAGGCCUUGAUGACUAUCUCAGUCUUGUAUAUGAGGCUUUGAUCACUUCCCCUGCCCACACGUGCAUACAAAAAUCCUCCGGAUGGAACGCAGUCCAGGAUCCAAAAAAAAAGUAUGGGGUAAUCUGCGCCAGAAAGCCAAGCCGUUGAUCCACUAUGUACGCGGCACCAGUCAAAGACGCAUUAAGUCACAGGUUAGACCAGAGGAAGUGUUGGACCAUAGGGCGAGCUCUUCAGUGCCUGCUUCCCCAUCCCAACCAGCCCGCCAUCACCCCGUCAUCAGUCCCUCCACACCUGUCAACCAGCCUGAGUUAGAGAGGGGGGGCGGAGCCCAAUGUUCUGAUUUGGCAGCUGGACCUACAGACGUAUCUGCCUGGAGACCACAGGACUUGGUGGACAACGAUCUUGAUGAGCACCAGGACUUCCUGGAUGGUGUAAAUGGCAUGGCGCUCGUACCAGAGAACUCAACAGAGAGACACCAGGUUGAGAGCCAUGACACCGAUUCUCUCCAUGACCCUGAACAACAUACAGCCCUGGACAUGGCCGGGGAGAGCGGGAGUGUCAGUGAGAAUCAUAAGGAACCUCAGAAAUCCUACCUGCUCUCCAUUAACCUGAAAGAGGGCCGAGGCCUUGUCAUCAGAGACCGCUGUGGUACAAGUGACCCGUAUGUGAAGUUCAAGCUCGAGGGAAAGACGUUAUACAAAAGCAAAGUGAUCUAUAAGAAUCUCAACCCAAUCUGGAAUGAGUUUUUCUCCUUCCCUAUCCGUGACCUACAGAAGAAACUGCACAUCAAGGUCUAUGAUCGAGACCUGACCACAGAUGACUUCAUGGGCUCCACCAGCUUGCUCCUGAGUGAACUGGAACUUGAGAAAACAAUAGAAAUGGUGUUACAUCUCACUGACCCCAACAGUCUGGAAGAUGACAUGGGUGUGAUUAUUAUUGAUGUUAGUCUGUCAGUCAGAGACGGAGAAAACAAACGAAAUAAGUGGGUUCAGAAGAGGAAACGAAGCAUGAAAUUGAGUUCAUCCCCACAGACACGGCGUCUUGCCGAGUCUCUGAAGAAGAGCCAGCUGUGGUCUGGAGUCCUGAGCAUCACGCUGGUGGAGGGACGCAAUCUACCUGACGAUGGACCUGGAGACGUGUUUGUUUGGUUCACACUCGGAGAGCAGAAAUACAAGAGCAAGAGUCAAUGCAAAAAGACCAACCCUCAGUGGAGAGAGAAGUUUGACUUCAACCAGUUUUUGGAUGGGCCAAACUUUUUGAAGAUAAGCAUCUGGGCCAAAGAGGGCCGGAAAUAUGAGGAAUGUUAUGGACAGUGUGAAGUUAACCUGUCUGGGUUGAAGGUGAACAAACGUCAGUUGUUCACGUGUAGCUUGGACCAGAGUCGAGCCAAAGUGGUUUUCCUCAUCACACUGACGAGGUGCAGUGGUGUGUCCAUCACUGACCUGUGUACACCCCUACUGGACGAGCCACAUGAGCGAGAAAACAUGAUCAACAAAUAUAACUUCAGGAACUCCUUGAAGAAUUUAAAGGACAUUGGCUUCCUUCAGGUCAAAGUGUUCAAGGCUUUGGACCUCAUGGCUGCAGAUUUAAAUGGGAAGAGUGAUCCAUUCUGUGUGCUGGAGUUGGGAAAUGACAGACUGCACAGUCAUACACUCUACAAAACUCUUUACCCUGAAUGGAAUAAAGUCUUUACAUUUCCAGUCAAAGACAUCCAUGACGUUUUGGAAGUUACAGUCUUUGAUGAGGAUGGAGACAAGGCCCCAGAUUUCCUGGGAAAAGUGGCCAUUCCUUUACUCUCGAUACGUAACAGGCAGCUGAUUUCUUACCCACUGAAGAAAGAGGACUUGGGAGGAUUAUCCAAAGGAUCCAUUUUGUUAGAGCUUGAGGUCUUCUUUAAUCCAAUCAAAGCAAGCAUUAGGACCUUCAACCCAAAGGAGAGGAAAUUCCUUGAAGACAAUUCUAAGUUUUCCAAAAAGAUCCUGGCGAGAAAUGUUCUCCGUGUGAGGAACAUCUAUAGAUCAAUCAGACAGAUCUUGCAGUAUAUCAAGAGCUGUUUCCAGUGGGAGAGUGUUCAGCGGAGCAUCUUUGCAUUUGUGAUCUUUGUGCUCACCGUGUGGUACUGGGACUUCUACAUGCUACCUCUGUUCCUGGUCAUACUGCUCCUGUGGAACUAUACUCAUGUCGCCUCUGAGUGGGGAAGCCAGGAAAUGGACGGUACAGACAGUGAUGAUGAGGAUGAAGAUGAGAGGGAAUCUGAGAGAAGAGGUUUGAUAGAGAAGAUCCACAUGGUCCAGGAUAUUGUUGUCACUGUGCAGAACUUGUUGGAGGAAAUCGCAUGCUUUUUUGAGAGAAUAAAAAACAUGUUUAAUUGGUCUGUGCCGUUCUUAUCAAACCUGGCCUUCCUGAUUCUCAUCGUUGUCACAGUGAUCACAUACUUCAUCCCGCUGCGCUACAUUAUUCUGAUUUGGGGUAUAAAUAAAUUCACAAAGAAAUUACGGAAUCCAUACGCUAUCGAUAACAAUGAAGUGAUGGAUUUCCUCUCCAGGGUGCCUUCAGACGUCCAAAAGGAACAAUAUUCACCACCUAAACCUGUCUACGUUCCCAGAAGAAAGAGAGCUGUCCAGCAUAACCAGAUCUGAGCUCAUCUUCAGAGACUCUGUUCAUAUCAGUGACACUAAACAUCCACUCAUUUCUCCCUGCUUCAUGUAAAUGUAUAAUUUUAUAAAUCCCAGCAUUUUUAUUUUUAAACAGUUUCAAUGUUUUAUUCAUUUUGAAAUCAGUUAAUUGUGUUUAAUUCUUUAUUAUUCUGCAUGCUGUGCAACGUUUUAAGUGACUUAAAAUCAAACUUAACCCUACUGGUGUCGUUAAUAGUGGGUUCGUACCAAAGAAACUAUUUCUUGGAAGGAUUUUUAACAAUAUAAGCAGACUUCGUUUGUGGUGGGGUUUUUUUCUUUCUUUUUUAAUUUCGAUCAGUGUAUUGUAUAUGCAGUGGAUACUCCACAGGAAACCCUGAUCUAAAUUUGCUUGAUGGGGGACACUAUGGGCUACAUCCUACACUGUAUAGUGUUUGGCAUGUACUAUAGAUGUAGGCACAGUUUCAGUGUACAUUGAUAUGACGCAAUCUCCGUGUUGCUAAUUCCUGAAUUCUAAGAGAGUGCAAUAGACUGCAAUACCGGAUGUGUGUUGGGCCAGGAUGCAUUUUGUGGUGUCGCAGUACAUGUGUAUAAUGUUUGCAGAUUUCACAGUAAGCCUUAUUGGUGGUCUUUUAAACUAUUCAUCAGUGACAGAUUAUUGUAAUUUAAGGGAUUUACACUUCAAAUGUAGAUGUAUUUUUGUACUUUUAAGCCUUUUAUAAUGAUUGUGUUGUCAUUAUGAUUGUAAAAAAAAAAAAAAAGAAAAAACACUUUAAAAACAGAAGUGCCUUCUGUGUAUGCUGUAUAAUUGUAAAUAAAACUGAUUUUAAGCUGCACUUUUGAAACCAAAUACAGCUACAUGUGUUAGAGUUGUACUGGAUGUUACUGAUGACAUUGACAGUUGUAUUCCUUGUUUACCACUGGCCAUACUUUUUAAUUAUUUUCCUUAUGUGUAAAAAAAAAAAGUCUGCAGCACAUUACAGACUCACCUUGGUUUCUUAUCAAGGUGUAACUGGGAUUAAUGCAUGCACAACAUCUUGAUCCUUUGCACAGAGAAAGUUCACUAAAUUUGACUCACUGUUCAGUGGCCCAGAACACAAUAAACUUCGAGUCAAACUGCAGAAA
Messenger RNA from Neoarius graeffei (lesser salmon catfish), 3943 nucleotides. RefSeq names its product multiple C2 domains, transmembrane 2b (gene mctp2b). Lineage: Eukaryota; Metazoa; Chordata; Actinopteri; Siluriformes; Ariidae. Gene Ontology annotation, biological process: regulation of neurotransmitter secretion. The transcript is spliced from 23 exons. Gene Ontology annotation, cellular component: synaptic vesicle membrane. The record is from RefSeq and is a predicted model, not a curated record. Gene Ontology annotation, molecular function: calcium ion binding. The coding region runs from base 266 to 2824 and encodes 852 amino acids.